Molecule: messenger RNA, 1947 nt
Organism: Lycium ferocissimum
Lineage: Eukaryota; Viridiplantae; Streptophyta; Magnoliopsida; Solanales; Solanaceae
Product: protein AUXIN RESPONSE 4
Exons: 2
Coding region: 202-1638 (478 amino acids)
Source: RefSeq, a predicted model, not a curated record
AAUUGCACUGAAGAUACCCAAUUUCUCUUUUAAGGUGUGUCAGUCUCUCCAUAAUUCUUCACCUGAUUUGCCAUUAUACUCCAUAUUUUGAAAUCAAAAAGCUGCUUUUUACACCUAUCACACCACCCCUUUUACUUUUCCCUCACACUUGUUGAUCUCCAUUUGCAAAUCUUGAAUUCUAGUCAGCUCUACUCAUCAACAAUGGCAAUCAUAGCUGAAGAACCAGACUCACCAACUCCAGUAAAGAAACAACAAAAACCCCUUAAACCCACUUCAAAACCUCCUCAAUCAACAACCCCAAAACCCACCAAAACAACAACAACAAACCCCUUUCAUUUUUGGUUCUAUUUCACUAUUUCAGUAUCUCUUAUAACCCUCAUAUUCAUGAUUCUCACUUCUUUAUACCCACAAGAUCCUAAAACAUGGUUCCUUAGCUUGCCCUUUAAUCUAAGGCAACACUACUCUAAAGGUAGAAAUGUCAAAGUUCAAACUACUCCUAAUCAGCCACAAAUUGAAGUUUUUGCUAUUCAAGAAGGACCAUCAAAGUCUUCUGAUCAUGUACUUAUUGUACAUGGACUAGGUUGUAGUUCUUUUGCUUUUCAAAAAGUUGUCAACUUUUUGGGUGUUAGAGGUGUUCAUACUGUUGCUAUUGAUCUACCUGGUUCCGGUUUUUCGGAUAAGACCGUAGUUGUUGAGGAAGAGUAUGUGGAUGAUGGGGUUGUAAGGAGGUUUAAGGAUAUGUAUAAUGAAAUUCAAGAAAAGGGUGUUUUUUGGGGGUUUGAUCAGCUUGUUGAGCAGGGAUAUGUGAACUAUGAGGAAAACAAAAUCAGGGUUUCGAAAAGAAAUGUCGUUAAGGCUGUUGAUUUGGGUCCUGAAGAGAUUGGAAAGGUGUUAGGACAAGUGAUUGAUACAAUGGGGUUGUCGCCUGUGGAUUUGGUUUUGCAUGAUUCUGCAUUGGGUCUGAGUGCUAAUUGGAUUUCGGAGAACCGGGGAUUUUUUAGAAGUGUGGUGGUUCUAGAUGGUGCGCCGAGUGGAAGAGCAUUGCCUUUAUGGGUGUUGGAAAUGCCAGUGGUUAGGGAUGUUGUUUUGGGAUUUGGAUUUGCUUUUAGGAGACUAAUUGGAAAGUGCUGUUCGAGAUCGGUUGGUAGCUUGGAGGCUGAGGGUCAUAGGAUUCUUUUGAAGGGAAGGGAUGGAAGAAAAGCUGUUGUAGGGAUGGGGAAGAACCUGAAUUGUAGUUUUGAUUUGAAUGAAUGGGCUGCUUUAGAUGGGGUGAAAGGGCUACCAAUGCAAGUAAUUUGGUCUGAUGCCUGGUCCAAAGAGUGGACCGAGGAGGGACGACAAGUUGCUGAUUCAAUCCCACAGGCGAAAUUUGUCUCUCAUUCCGGUGGGAGAUGGCCCCAGGAGCAUAAUUCUGAGGAGAUAGCUGAAAGUAUCUAUCAAUUUGUUUCCUCCUUGCCGAAGUCUGUGAAACAAACUGAAGAAGAACCUGUACCUGAACAUGUCCAGAAAAUGUUUGAUGAAGCGCAGAGUGGUGAUCACCACCAUCACCACCACGACGGUCAUGAUGAGCAUGGCCAUGGACAUGCUCAUGCUGGAUAUAUGGAUGCAUAUGGGCUUGGUCAGGGGUGGGCCAUGUGAUUUGCUUUCCAGAAAAUGUACUGUCUUGAUUGGUUUCCAAGUUUUGAGACUAGACUAGAUUCAUACCAUUAAAUUCCUCUUCUUUUUUGGCCCCUAGCCGCAGUUUCAUAGUGGUAACUGCCAGAGCUUUUCUGCUAUCUAAUUUUUGUUUUUGUACGAGUGUUGUAUUAUGUAUCCGAUCAAGUUAACAGUUAUAGUAAUGUAGUAUCAGGUGUAGUAAGACUGAUACUACAAGUUUCAGCUUUUGACAUUGGAGAGCGACCUUAUGCCUAUCUCUAAUGGGAUCUUUAAAGCUAAUGCCUCUCUAUA